AUGUCCCCGAAAUGGGCUUCGCAUGGGGAAAAGGAUGAGCCUGGCUUCAUCCCAGCGCUGCAGGAAAAACUCACUGCAGCGGCCCGAACGCCCAGCACUGCGCGAUUGACGAGUUUCGAGAGUCGUGGGGUGAGGAGUUCUGCAAAGUGGUUGUGGUUCUUUUCCUUGACCGUGUGGGCCGUGUUUACUGCGUUGGUUCUUUUGGAGGAGCCUUUCUGCAUCGAAGAUACUGCAGAGCGAGGGAUCACGCGCGAGCAAUUGGCGAAGAUCGUUGUUUUCAUCUCCAAGAUGGCUGACAGAUGGUGCGAGACUUUCGGAGAACAGCGUGGGACAAGGCUGCAGUUUGAGACCUUCAACCUGUAUGAUGCGAAUCACUGGAUCAUCAAACCAGCCACUGAAGCCUGGAUUUGUUGA
Messenger RNA from Cladocopium goreaui, 414 nucleotides. The record is from the annotation of a GenBank genome assembly. NCBI's taxonomy places the organism in Eukaryota, Dinophyceae, Suessiales, Symbiodiniaceae.